This is a messenger RNA of Suncus etruscus (white-toothed pygmy shrew), 2540 nucleotides long. It is a transcript of the gene CACNB3, whose product is annotated as calcium voltage-gated channel auxiliary subunit beta 3. The transcript has 13 exons. Gene Ontology annotation, cellular component: voltage-gated calcium channel complex. Gene Ontology annotation, molecular function: high voltage-gated calcium channel activity; protein binding. Gene Ontology annotation, biological process: regulation of voltage-gated calcium channel activity; calcium ion transmembrane transport; neuromuscular junction development. The coding region runs from base 96 to 1547 and encodes 483 amino acids. The record is from RefSeq and is a predicted model, not a curated record. NCBI's taxonomy places the organism in Eukaryota, Metazoa, Chordata, Mammalia, Eulipotyphla, Soricidae.
GGCAGAGCCAGCGUGCAAAGCAGCGCCAAGUCCUGCUCCCACCUCGGACGCCCUGGACGCCCUAGACCCGGAGGGCAGAGGCCGAUCGCCCUUCUAUGUCUUUUUCUGACUCCAGUGCAACCUUCCUGCUGAAUGAGGGUUCAGCCGACUCUUAUACCAGCCGCCCAUCUCUGGACUCCGACGUGUCUCUGGAGGAGGACCGGGAGAGUGCCCGGCGGGAGGUGGAAAACCAAGCUCAGCAGCAGCUUGAAAGGGCCAAGCACAAACCUGUGGCCUUUGCUGUAAGGACCAAUGUCAGCUACUGCGGUGUCUUGGAUGAGGAAUGCCCAGUCCAGGGCUCUGGAGUCAACUUUGAGGCCAAAGACUUUCUGCAUAUUAAAGAGAAGUACAGCAAUGAUUGGUGGAUCGGGCGGCUAGUGAAGGAGGGCGGGGACAUCGCCUUCAUCCCGAGCCCCCAGCGCCUGGAGAGCAUUCGGCUGAAGCAAGAGCAGAAGGCCAGGAGAUCCGGGAACCCCUCCAGCCUAAGUGACAUUGGCAAUCGACGAUCCCCUCCUCCAUCUCUAGCCAAGCAGAAGCAAAAGCAGGCAGAACACGUGCCCCCUUAUGAUGUGGUGCCUUCGAUGCGGCCUGUGGUGCUGGUGGGACCCUCUCUGAAAGGCUAUGAGGUCACAGACAUGAUGCAGAAGGCUCUCUUUGACUUCCUCAAACACAGGUUCGAUGGCAGGAUCUCCAUCACUCGAGUCACAGCUGACCUCUCCCUGGCAAAGCGGUCUGUUCUCAACAAUCCUGGCAAGAGGAUGAUCAUCGAACGCUCCUCCGCCCGCUCCAGCAUUGCUGAGGUGCAGAGUGAGAUUGAGCGCAUUUUCGAGUUGGCCAAGUCUUUGCAAUUGGUAGUGUUGGAUGCAGACACUAUCAACCAUCCAGCACAGCUUGCCAAAACCUCACUGGCUCCCAUCAUCGUCUUUGUCAAAGUCUCAUCCCCAAAGGUCCUGCAGAGGCUCAUCCGCUCCCGGGGGAAGUCCCAGAUGAAGCACCUCACUGUGCAGAUGAUGGCAUAUGAUAAGCUGGUCCAGUGCCCCCCGGAGUCAUUUGAUGUGAUUCUGGAUGAGAACCAGCUGGAGGAUGCCUGUGAGCACCUGGCUGAGUAUUUGGAGGUUUACUGGCGGGCCACCCACCACCCAGCCCCGGGCCCUGGACUUCUGGGCCCUCCCAGUGCCAUUCCUGGACUUCAGAACCAGCAGCUGCUGGAGGGGCGAAGUGAGGAGCACUUGCCACUGGAGCGUGACAGCUUAAUGCCAUCUGAUGAGACCAGUGAAAGCUCCCGCCAGGCCUGGACUGGCUCGUCCCCGCACAGCUCUCGCCACCUAGAAGAGAACUAUGCAGACUCCUACCAGGAUCUGUACCAGCCUCACCGCCAACACACUUCAGGACUGCCCAGUGCUAAUGGACAUGACCCCCAAGACCGACUCUUAGUCCAGGACUCAGAGCACAACCACAACGACCGAAACUGGCAACGCAACCGGCCCUGGCCCAAGGAUAGCUACUGAGCGCCUCCUGCUGCUCCACCCUGGAAGCACAGGCACAGCUGGCUGGGGCCCUUUUCCAGGCAGGUUGGAGUUAGGCUGGCAUUAGGCUGGCACUAGGCUCAGCCCCCACGACCCCUGACCCAGCCCCAGCUCCAUGGUUGCCUAGGGUCCUACAAUUCUGGGAGAAACAGGGCCCUUCACCUCCUGGGCAGUGACCCCUUAGGUUCCCAUUUCAGGAACUAGCUGUAUGUGCUGCACCCCUGGCACCUCUUCCUCCUGCACAAGAAGAAGCUGCCUCACUGGACAGUGCCCUUAGACCAGAUCCCUUCAGAAGGGGCCUUCCCACCAAACUCAGGGAAGGAGUGCCUCUCCCAGUGACAAGAGGGUGGGAAUAUGGGCAGCAUGGCAUGAGGGAAAACUCCAAUCCCUGAGUAGGCAUAUGUCCUAACUCACCUCACUGCCACACUUUAGAAAUGAGACAAUCAAAGCCCAACAGGGUGGCACUGCCUCCAUCAGCUGGAGCAGGGUAUUCGCACAAGGCCAGAGCUGCAGGCAGAUGAGGCUCAGGACAGAGGCCUCACAGAUGGAACUACGAAGGACUCUCUUGACUCUGCCAGGAAGCAUCUUGACAUCUCAGGCCAAGGGCCCAGCACAGGAUCAAGCCAAAUGGCAAAUGAAAGCCAACCUGGAUUGGGGUUUGGGGAAGCAAGACCUUUGGGUAGCAGAGAACAUAUAGAACAACUUCGUGGCCCUCCAUGUUCCUUCAUUCUUUUGCUCUUGCAUCCUGUCAUUUCUAUCCUUGGCCCUCAUCUCCUGGGUAUAUGGCCCCAGGCUUGAUUCUCUAAUUCAGAGCUGCUGCUUGUUAAGUUUGGGUUCAUUGGAGAAAGAUGCAGCUGUCAGCCCGAGGCCAUCUACCUGGCUACCCUUGCCUUAUAACUAGUGUGUGACCUACAGCGCAUGCUCCACAGACCCUGCCCACCUCACUGUCAUCACUAAUAAACAUAAUGCACAGCC